Molecule: messenger RNA, 1341 nt
Organism: Penicillium odoratum
Lineage: Eukaryota; Fungi; Ascomycota; Eurotiomycetes; Eurotiales; Aspergillaceae
Exons: 2
Coding region: 1-1341 (446 amino acids)
Biological process (GO): transcription elongation by RNA polymerase II
Cellular component (GO): Cdc73/Paf1 complex
Molecular function (GO): RNA polymerase II complex binding; chromatin binding
Source: RefSeq, a predicted model, not a curated record
AUGCCCCCGAAGUUCCUUGAGAUCCCGCAUGAAGGUCUGAGCCGCUUCCUUACCCCAGGUUUCGCAUCCAACCUUGCACGUCGUGAAGAACCAAACAUCGACGUUGAUGCCGAGGGUGGCAUGCCUAUUGAUUUGGUCGGUCUUCCAGGCCUGCACCUUGGAGAUGAAAGUGCGAUUAUGGCACCAGAGAACCCGCAGCCGAUUGACCCUGCUGAUCUGCCUUUGUUAAUGUCUCUUGACCAAAUUCGCAACCCUGCGCCUAAGAAUACCAACGUUAGCUUCCUUCGUCGGACCCAACACAUCUCUGUUGAGCGUACUGCUCCCUCGGCAUCCGGUACGACCGCAGCCAGCACUCACCCGCGACCCAUCAAGAAGACCAAAGUUUCGGUUGAUGAUCCCAAGCAUGUUAAGAAGUUUGUUCAAAAGGGCUUCGAUAUCGCUUAUCCUGAGAGCAAGCACACCGGCGAGGAUACCGAGAGCCGAAUUCGGGGCCUUCCUCCCACAAAAGCUGAGCUCGAUGCUUGGGCUAACCCGGUCCACCCUGAUAAUGCAAAGCUCAAGCCUGUUGGUUACUUUCCUGUUCUGCCCGAUCUCGAAGGUUUCACAGAUCCUGGCGGCUUGGUUCAAUUCAAGUUUGACAAGGCACCCUUCACGGCUGUUGGUGGCAAGCGGGACAAGCGCAUGGAUGUAGCUCUACUGCAUCCCUCGGCCCCAGAGGACCGUAUCUGUGAGGAGCAUGCACAAAAGGUUGCUUUGCACAAGGCCAACCCGGAUGUUUACCCCGACCCUGGUCCAAUUCCCUGGGACUAUGAUCUCUUCCUGUCCGAGAAAUCGGUGUCGGUCAAAAAUAUCCGUAUUAGCAUGGAUCUCAAGGAUCCCAAUCGCGACAACGAGGAGCUUUAUGCUCACGAGGGUGCUGAUGGCAACAAGUUUCACCGCUACGACCGUGUUCGCACUUAUGCGACAAGUGCUCAAACCUUGAAUACCGAGCAGAAACAGAGAGAUCUUGCCCUCACUCUCUUCAAACCAAAUGAAGGCGAGACCAAGCAGCAAGCCGCUUACUAUUAUCCCAUCUUGGGUAAGACCCGCCUUAAGCCUGAGCGUGCCCGUACCAUUGCCCAGGCUGGUUUGGCUCCCUCUGCCUCGCAGGCGAAGGAGGAGCAAGUGGACCAGAUGCAGGUCGCUGUCCGCGACCCUGAUGUAUCGGAGGUCUACAAGCGGUCUCUGCAUCGGGCAACCAUCGACCCGGAGUUCGCGAAGACCCUGGGUCCUCCUCCUGUUGGGCAGGGUGAAGCCGAGCUGGCCGAUGAUGGCGGGGAUGCGGAGAUGAGUGAUCAAUAA